AUGCCCAAUUAUGUAAAGUUCAUAAAGGAAAUUCUAUCUAAGAAGAGGAAGAUGGAUGAUUAUGAUGUUGUGGCAUUAACAGAAGAUUGUAGCGCUAUAUUGCAAAGGAAGCUUCCACAAAAGCUUAGAGAUUCGAAAAGUUUCUCUAUACCAUUCACUAUAAGGAACUUUGAGUACAAACAUGCAUUGUGUGAUUUGGGGGCAAGUAUUAAUCCGAUGCCCUUAUCUGUGCUUCAUCGACUUGGGCUACGUGAAGCAAGGCCUACAACAGUGACUCUACAGUUGGCGGAUCAUUCAGUCAAGCAUCCUCAGGGUAUUAUUAAGGAUGUGUUAGUAAAGAUGGACAAGUUCAUCUUCCCAACAGAUUUCAUUGUUCUAGACAUGGAGGAAGAUGUCAACAUCCUUAUCAUUCUUGGAAGACCAUUCUUGGCCAAGGGCAGAGCAAGUGAUAGUUGUUUCAAUAUUGAUGUGGUGGAUGGAGCAGUUUCUGGUACAAGUUUGGCGGAUGAUCCUCUUGAGUGA
Molecule: messenger RNA, 522 nt
Organism: Humulus lupulus (European hop)
Lineage: Eukaryota; Viridiplantae; Streptophyta; Magnoliopsida; Rosales; Cannabaceae
Exons: 2
Coding region: 1-522 (173 amino acids)
Source: RefSeq, a predicted model, not a curated record